Oryzias melastigma (Indian medaka) is the source of this 1645-nucleotide messenger RNA. Its product is annotated as deleted in malignant brain tumors 1 protein-like. The transcript has 4 exons. Lineage: Eukaryota; Metazoa; Chordata; Actinopteri; Beloniformes; Adrianichthyidae. Gene Ontology annotation, cellular component: membrane. The coding region runs from base 885 to 1550 and encodes 221 amino acids. The record is from RefSeq and is a predicted model, not a curated record.
GUUAAGGUGAUGUUAGGAUAUUUUUUUAAUACUGGGAUGCAUUCAGGUGCAACAGUGUACAUGAUAUGUAAAUGCCCGUAGGAUGUCCACACAAACUACCCAUCUGAGGAGCAGCUUUCAUGGCUUCAUAGUCCACAGAGUUGCGGUGGGGUACUUACCAUUAUGUGUUGCCAAGUAUUCACUACAACCUAAUGCCCUGAGAAUCCACGUAGAAAAAUGUGAGAGGCUCACCUGGUCCUCUAUGAUCUUAAAAAUUCCUGUAGGCUCCGUGCUCCUUGGUCAUCCAUUAGAGUUUUUUCUCCAUAUCCAUCAAUCUCGUCUCCAAGCCAGAUACGCUGUCUUUGGCGAUAGAAAUAUGGCUUUCAGCUUCAGUCAGACACUAUGAGUUACUCUUCAGGGUGUUUUGUAUGAUGUCCAGUUUAUUAGAAAUAAUGGAUACCUUCUCUCCAACCAUGGCAGCAACUGUCAUUUUGAUGCCCAUCGCCAACAUGGAGAAGUUCACUGAGGGAUUUGUGCUAGCUUGAUUAGCUUCAACAUUGCAGUUUUCACUUCAUGGUAUCAGGAAUUUGUUUUCUUAUUUUUUUGUUUUGUUUUGUUUUGUUUUGGGGGUUUUGGGGGCUUCCUGUAGCCCCAUUGUCCCCAAGUUGUUGCCAUGUUGACAAUUUUUUUCCAAAGCAGAAUUUGUAAUUUUAUGAGAUGUUUUUUCAAUUUGAAUCACUGAUCAAACAUCCAAACAGUUUUCCUUUUCCACAGUGGAGGCCCAGAUCAGAUUAUCUGGUCCAAAUCUUUGUUCUGGAAGAGUGGAAGUCCUCUACAACGGUGUCUGGGGAACAGUCUGUGAUGACGGCUGGGACUUGACUGAUGCUGCAGUGGUCUGCAGCCAGAUGGGAUGUGGAUCAGCACUGAGUGCACCCUCACAAGCAUACUUUGGUGAAGGAACAGGACAGAUCUGGCUUGAUGAUGUGGCCUGUACAGGAAGUGAAAGCAAUAUUUCUCAGUGUACCCACAGGGGAUAUGGGAUUCAUAACUGUGUACAUGGAGAGGAUGCCGGUGUCAAUUGUUCAGUUGAUGCCCAGAUCCGCUUAUCUGGUCCAAGUCGUUGUGAAGGCAGAGUGGAAAUCCUCUAUAUGGGCUUUCAGGGAACAGUCUGUGACGACUCCUGGGACAUGAAUGAUGCAGCCGUAGUCUGCAGACAGCUGGGCUGUGGACAAGCACAGAGCGCACCAGGACAGGCGCACUUUGGAGCUGGAACUGGAGCGAUCCUACUUGACGAUUUUGGCUGUUUGGGAAAUGAGAGUGCCUUAUCCCAGUGUCCCUACAGUGGUAUUGGAGUGAACAACUGUGGACAUCAUGAGGAUGCUGGUGUGGUCUGCGGAGAGUCUGUUCCCCAGUACAAAAAGGUGGUGAAGAUGAAGCUGCUGACUCCGCCCACUUUGGAUCUGAAUGACCCUGCGGUGCAGGACGAUCUGCUGCGGCAGCUCCAGCAGAAGCUGAAGGACCAGGGAGUGGAUGGAGAAGUGAAGCUGAGCUGGAGGAAGCUGCCAGACUGAGAAGACUUUCCCAUGAAGGAUCUUUUCAACAUUUUUAGAUUUUCUUUUUCUUUAAGAUUCCUGGUCUUGAUUUCGCAAUUUAAACAAAAUUCAAC